Messenger RNA from Pimephales promelas (fathead minnow), 2283 nucleotides. NCBI's taxonomy places the organism in Eukaryota, Metazoa, Chordata, Actinopteri, Cypriniformes, Leuciscidae. The record is from RefSeq and is a predicted model, not a curated record.
AUGGAAGUGAAAGAGGAGAGAGAAGAACUGAGAGAAGUGAAGGAGGAGAGAGAAGAACUGAGAGAAGUGGAGGAGGAACAUCAUGUCCAACCUGGAGGAAAACCCUUGAGUCGCUCAAAGACUAAAAGUUCAUUUUUAAAGAAAAGACGAGCAAAGAAAUCUUUCACCUGCACUCAGUGUGGAAACAGUUUCACAAUCCAAGCUAGUCUUGAGCGUCACAUGAUGAUCCACACUGGAGAGAAGCCGUUCUCAUGUGAUCAGUGCGGGAAGAGUUUCAGUCUAUCUUCACACCUUAAUGUUCACAUGAGGAUUCAUACUAGAGAACAACCUUACAAGUGUUCACACUGUGACAAGAGAUUCAGUCAAUCAGCACAUCUGAAAGCACAUGAGAGGAGCCACACUGGAGAACAACCUUACAAGUGUUCACACUGUGACAAGAGAUUCAGUCAAUCAGCAAAUCUGAAAACACAUGAGAUGAUCCACACUGGAGAAAAACCUUACAAGUGUUCGCACUGUAAAAAGAGAUUCAGUCAGUUAUCAUCUCUGAAAACGCAUGAGAGGAUCCACACUGGAGAACAACCUUACAAGUGUUCACACUGUGACAAGAGAUUCAGUCUGUCAUCAUCUCUGAAAACACAUGAGAUGAUCCACACUGGAGAAAAACCUUACAAGUGUUCACACUGCGACAAGAGAUUCGGUCGAUCAACACAUCUGAAAACACAUGAGAGGAUCCACACUGGAGAACAACCUUACAAGUGUUCACACUGCGACAAGAGAUUCAGUGAGUCAUCAUCUUUGAAAACACAUGAGAUGAUCCACACUGGAGAAAAACCUCACAAGUGUUCACACUGCGACAAGAGAUUCGGUCGAUCAACACAUCUGAAAACACAUGAGAUGAUCCACACUGGAGAAAAACCUUACAAGUGUUCACACUGUGACAAGAGAUUCAGUCUGUCAUCAUCUCUUAAAACACAUGAGAGGAUCCACACUGGAGAAAAACCUUACAACUGUUCACACUGUGAAAAGAGAUUUGGUCGAUCAUCACAUCUGAAAACACAUGAGAGGAUCCACACUGGAGAGAAGCCGCACACGUGUGAUCAGUGCGGGUCGAGUUUCUCUAUUAAAAGUAGCCUGAAGCAACACAAGAAUAUCCACACAGUGGAGAAACCACUUAAACACACCAAGAAAUCUUUCACCUGCACUCAGUGUGGAAACAGUUUCACAACCAAAGCUAAUCUUGAGAUUCACAUGAGGAUCCACACCGGAGAGAAGCCGUUCAAAUGUGAUCAGUGCGGGAAGAGUUUCAGUCUAUCUUCAUCCCUUAAUGAUCACAUGAGGAUCCACACCGGAGAGAAGCCGUUCACAUGUGAUCAGUGUGGGAAGAGAUUCAGUCGAUCAUCAAACCUUAAUGUUCACAUGAGGAUCCACACCGGAGUGAAGCCGUUCUCAUGUGAUCAAUGCGGACAGACAUUUCUCAGUGCAUCACACCUGAAGACACACCUGAGAGUUCAUACAAAGGAGAAGCCGUAUUCAUGUUCUGUCUGUGGAAAGAGUUUUUCACAGCUGCCAACUUUACAUAGACAUGAAAAAACUCACACUGGUGUGAGAGAGUACAUGUGCUUUGAGUGUGAGAAGACUUUUACUACAGCGGACAGUUUAAAACACCACGAGAGAAUUCACACUGGAGAAAAACCUUACAAGUGUUCACACUGCGACAAGAGAUUCAGUCAGUCGUCAUCUCUCAAAACACAUCAGAGGAUCCACACUGGAGAACAACCUUACAAGUGUUCACACUGCAACAAGAGAUUCAGUCAUUCAGGACAUUUGAAAACACAUGAGAUGAUCCACACUGGGGAAAAACCUUACAAGUGUUCACACUGUGACAAGAGAUUCAGUCGUUCAUCAUCUCUGAAAAAACAUGAGAUGAUCCACACUAGAGAACAACCUUACAAGUGUUCACACUGUGACAAGAUAUUCAGUCGGUCAGAACAUCUGAAAACCCAUGAGAGGAUCCACACUGGACAGAAGCCGCACAUGUGUGAUCAGUGAUGUAAAUUAGCCCUGUGGCUAUAAUCCGACAUGUUUACGUCUGUUUUGUUGUCUCAAUUCAGAAAGUUAUUAAUGUGCACUGUCCCUAUCAAAUAAAUAAAUAAAUAAAAAAAUAAAAAGUGUGAGUCGAGUUUCUCUAUUAAAACUCACCUGAAGCUACACAUGAAGAGCCACACAGUGGAGAAACCACUUAAACACAGUCUGAAAUCACGGUAGGUAUGUAAGUUUCUUCUG